Prunus armeniaca (apricot) is the source of this 276-nucleotide messenger RNA. The record is from the annotation of a GenBank genome assembly. NCBI's taxonomy places the organism in Eukaryota, Viridiplantae, Streptophyta, Magnoliopsida, Rosales, Rosaceae.
AUGGUGCACUCACAGGGGCCAUAUGGUGAGAACUUGGCUGAAGGCUAUGGAGAAAUGACCGGCGGGCAGGCUGUGAAGUUUUGGGUGACUGAGAAGCCCAACUACGACUAUGCCUCCAACACCUGCGUUGGUGAUGUCUGUGGGCACUACACUCAGGUGGUUUGGCGCAAUUCGACUCAUGUGGGUUGUGCUAGGGCUAAGUGCAAGAAUGGCUGGAUGUUUGUGAUUUGUAGUUAUUACCCUCCUGGAAAUUAUAUAGGAGAGCGUCCUUACUAG